AUGGCCAAAAUUCUCCAUACUUCUCCGGUAGGGUGGAGCAAUAUGACGAGACAUUGGUGGCAAUUCGCUCUGGUUGGUAUUUUGCUCGGUAGUGUAAUCCUGGGAUGUCUGUAUAUCCUGUACUCGGUGAUUCGUCGAUCCAUCAGGCAUUUGAAGUCCCGAAAGCCACCAGAAGCCAUCUCCCCGGAAGUUGAUAGAGCGCUUGAAAGGCUGACAGACCAAGAAAUCGCAUUGGGAACUAGUAACCCCAGUAGUACCAUCGUGAAGAAGAAGCCCUCUUCAUUUGGUGUCUACCUUGGAAGCUUUAAUGUGCCUCCAACGGAAGAUCAGCUUCGUUUGCUUACUCGAUGGGAUCUCUUGAUUGUAGACCCAUUGCAGGUUGGCAUACGAGACGCUGCGUCCAAGUACGACUGUAGGCAGUUACUAGGGCGGAUCAAUCUCACUCCAGUCCUGUCUCAGAGAGACCCAACCUUGGAGGCAAUUGACAAGAUUGAGAGAACACUGGUCGGGUUUGAUAACACCGUCAUCUCUGGCGUUCUCCUUGCAGGCUGGCAAGCUGUCUUCGGUCAUGAUGUGCUAAGCAGGGUCUUGAAAGCUCUCAAUACACUCGGCUUGGCCGUUUACUUGGAGGCAGAACCUCCAGAGUUCCUGACGGACCGCAAGGUAUUGCAGACUAAUCAUAUUGCGGGUCUAGUAAUUCGCAAUGCAAGUAUCAUGUCCGAUGGUCAGAAGCGCGAUUACUUUCAGUUGAACACUCUUCAACGCACAAUUAAGGCGUUUGUCUCGGAAGCCUGUGUACGUGAUUUUGUUGUCAUGGCGUGGGAGACGGUGGGGGAUGAGGUACACAUACCGACUGCUAUCGUUCGAAGGUCAUUUCAGUGGUGCACCUUUUAUAGUAUGAUCGUUUGGAUUGGCACUGAGUCUGCAUUGCAUGAUGCAGCCCUGAACCUUCCUAUUGCUGAGCCUCUCUCUGCCUUUUCAUGGCUGAAGGAAAGUGAUGUCAUGAAGGCCCAUGAGAUCUGGCGAACAAACUCCCAUCUUGUCAAUGAGGCAUCCGAUUUAGAGGCUUGGAACAUCCUUGUACAGCAGUUUCCAAGCCUUGAACAAGUCCUCGCUCACAAAGAAGUAGCACCAUCGUCACCGUCCAAGGAUACGCCGUUUUGUCUUUGUGAGCCUCCAGAAUGGGUAUCACAGACCAAGUCUCAAGGCAGCCCGCUGUCGAUGUCAAUGUCAGGGGAGAACUACCAAAACCUUGGCUGCCUGCCACUUGGUUCGAAUGCAACUGCUUCUUCUUUUGCUGAGAUCCUCAACUCCCAAUUGCAGCUUAACAGUCUAGGCCUGCUGCAUCCGCUUCCAUCGUCGAAAAUAAACGCCAUUUGCACAAUGAUGAAACAGUUCAACGAAGCUGAUAUUUUUCCACACCGCACUCAUAGGCCCCAGCUCAUGGCAGCACUCGAAGGUAUUUCACAGUUUCCGAAUAGUGAAGGGCUACGUAUAAAUCUCUGUUUAGACUCGGGUCUACGUCAGAGCGCAGAUGUCCGUUUCUGGGCCGUCUACAUCCAAGACUCAGAGGGUAUCGAAAUCUUUGUCUCUAAAAAUGUUCAGGGGCUGGCUGGAACCGUCCUGCAUACCUUCCUUUCCGCCCAGGGCUUCCCUAGGCACGUCUGUUUCGAAGCAGAAAUCGAAUUCGCUCGCUGGUCUGGAAACCUCGUUGAUGGUUCCGGACUCACUCGCCGUAUUGUGCAGGAUAUUGAUGGCCUGGGUCCUGAGCAGCGGCUUCUUUUGCUUCGACAUUUAUCACUGAGUGAUGUUCAAAGUAAAUUGACUGAGACUAUCUGCACAUACAUCAGUCAACAGCUCGUGGACGUACCGUCCUUGAUGCAACUCAAAGAAGUCAACACUGUCGGCUAUCUCGAUGGAUCUGUUUCCACAGAAGUCCUAAUCAGCUCUCGACUCAAUUGGCAUCGCGACGAACAAUGCCCGCACCCAUCAUUCCCUGCUUCUCUUUCUCUGUUCAUCGAAGUGGAUCGUACAUUUAUCAAGAUUCUGGAAGAACGCCGCCAAAGAGAUCUCGCUAGGAUCACCAAAGCGCUUUGUAAACUUGUUCAGAGGAACAAGCUAAACCCUCAUGUUGACUUGAUGGCUCUCUCCCUCUUCUGUGCUGCCCGGAAAGCUGCAUUUGAUCAAAUUUAUACCGAAGUAACCGAUAGAAACCCGCUAUUCAACUCCCAUCCUGACCAGGCUGCUGCUUUUGCCGAAUCAUUUGCUCUUGGCUCCCGAUGUGAGGCUUAUUUUGAUAUGAGCCCCAACGCCUUUGGAAAACUACUGUCUGAUCAUUUCCGGGCGUACUACAAUGAACGCCAACCGCCCAGUUGGAUCAAUGGCUCAGCGGAGAUGGCUACCUCUUACGCUGGUGCCCAGAUCGAUAUCGACCUGGAUAUCAAGCCCACCACAAUGCGUGGCUACCAGAGGUUUACCUUUCUCAGUGUCUUCGCUAUUCCCGCUUUGAUCGAUAUUCUGAUGCUAUCCACCAUUGGCCGUGGACUGUACUUGUCUGCAUUCAUGACGCACCAUGAGCAGCUCAGCGCAACCACUGCCCUCAUGAUCUCCCUCUUACUCUCAGGUGUAAUCGGCACAUGCAUCGCGUGUGGUGGUCCAUAUUACCUGAUCUCCAUGGCUUUUGCCGCCGCGAAUAUGUUUGUCUUCACCCGUCUUCUUGCUGGCUUUGCCUUUACCAUUGCAGCUGGUUGCAUUGGGCUCAUCGCCAUCUCCAGCACAAGAGGUCCACGGGCCGGUAUAGUUUUCUAUCUGUACUUGGUUGCCUUGACGAUGUAUUUCUCCAUCUUUGCGUCUCUUGCUAGUUUCAGCUACCCAGGCAGUUCCUUUCAUUCGGGCCGCAAAGCCAUCCUAGGAUGUAUCCCCCUCUUAUUCAUCAGUCCCGUGGUCACCACCUUCACAGGCUAUGACUCCAUUGUCUAUCUCGUCGUGAUUUACUGCUUCGUCAUCGUGCUGCUAGUCGGACUGAGAAAAGUCACGUCCAAUUGGGUGACAUGGUACCAGAGCAUCCGCCGGACAGACGACCCAGAGAUCAAGAUGUGGUAUGUGACCACCUACGGAAAGAUAAAUGAGAAGAACAUUGAUAAGCUCAGCGAUCCAGCUGUGCUCAAGCUUGCGAGUGAAGCUUUGCUCCAUGCCGUUCAGACGGAGAGAAGACGGGGACCUUUCACCACGCCGACUCCAGACAAGCUGGUCUUUGAACUCGCGAGAGACUGGGACUCAACCAACUUUCUACUUGACUGGUACUGCAGGUACGCCAGUUUACCGCGGCCCAUUCCCUUCAGCUCAUGCUGGAACACGUUGACGAAGGUUGGUCUGGACGUCAUGCGAAACUCCCAGAAAGGCAUCCGUUUGCACAACGCUUUCAUCCACUGGCGGCAGUCAGGCAGGGAGAUCGGUUGUGGGACUUUGUACUUUAUAGUUGCUCUUUUGGACAAGUGGAUUGAAUUGCUCACUGGUGGCCACCUAGUUGGUCUCUCUGCGUCUCUCACAGACACUUCCAGGACGGCAGUUGGCUUUGGCUUAGCCUAUUAUUUAAUCGGGGCAGUUCUCAUCGACACCAAGGCCCAAAAGCUCCAUGCCCUUGUUGGCUCUCAAGAACCGGAUGCAAUAAAGUCGGUUGAAGACAUCCAAGCGUCAGUCAAGCGUGGUGUGAGAUUUAAGCGGAGCGUGUAUUGGAGGAUACUUAUCCAGUUUCUCAUGUGGCAUGUCUGGAGUCUUGCAUUCUCCACGGUCCUCUUAUGGCUAUUCCAGUCGUCGCUGGAGGCUGUUGUUAUGUUUCUCGCCUACGUUCUCGCGUACACCGGCCUAUUGUGGUAUCAAUACACCAAGAUCUUUUCUGGCCCCCAUGCUUUGAUACCACUUCUCGUCGGACUGGCCAUCGGCUUAAGCCUGGGAAUUGCGCUCCGAAUCUGUCUUCCCAACCUUUCGUAUUCUUCAGUCAUUGGUUUGGGAACCGCAACAUGGACAAUAGCUAUCCUCACUCUUUGGAGUGCCGGUUUACGGAUGCCUAACAAAGCGGUAGCUCCGGAUAGUUCUGAAAAGGUCUACCAUGCAUUUACCACGUCGUGGGCCGAUCCUCAGUGGUCGCAAGAGGAACUGCAGGCUAUGUACAAAAGUCUCUCCCAUAUACCGGACGAGGCUCGGAUGAAGAUCAGUCCCGAUUCUCAUCCAGGACUGGAAAUCACAACUUUGCUACGGUCACGCACAACUGAUCCAAUGAUUGGAGAAGCAUUCCCCGAGUCCAGCCAUAUCAUUGAAACGGCGCUCACUUCAUGGAACAGGGGAGACAUGAUUUUGGAAGUCGUCCCUCGGCGUUCUCUCGGGCCAGGUACUCGGGCGUUGAGCUGCAGCCACAAAAGUCGAUUGCAUAUCAUUAUUUGUCUUGGCCGAGGAGCAACCCAGCGAAUUGACAUCAGGGGAAAUUGCAAGGUCAUCGCAGAAAUUGUUGUCCAUACAGUUGCUGAGGCUGUGUUUGGAGUUCCUCACGACUAUGCCAUCUUGGCCGAGUCUUUGAUUACUGCCGGUAUCACACAAGGGAUGGCACGACAGUUGUUCGAGGAAACAGAUACCCUGCCCGUUAUCCACUGGGCUAGAAAGGAGGUUCUGCGCCAAUUAUGCCUAGGCUUUGACCUAGAAAUUCACUGGGAGAGCCUUCCAAAGGGCAUCCGCCGCAUCUUACUGAACCGUUGUCUUGGAUUGCCGAGCUCUUUGUCCGAUUCCCAGGCCCAGUGGCUCCAGGAGCAGCUCUGCAGAUUCGAUACCAAUGAUCUUUCUGUACAUGUCGCUCGCUGCAACCUCGGGGCGGCAGUUGCCACAAGCAUACUUGAAUACGCCCGCGUUAGAGCUGACGGGUCUGUGGCUCCUGGAGGCUCUGAAGCGUCUCUGGACAUCUUAUACACUGCAAAACCGUAUUCUCGAGGGACUUCUAUUUUGAAAACACCGUUUAGUUGGUUAUAUCACUGCUGUGGUGAUAUAACCAAGUUCCUUGUCACUGCCAUGAUAGCUGACCCCGAGUUUCAAAGGGAAUUCGAACAUGUCAUCCGAUCUCGCCCUGCAUUCAUCAGAUUGCCUGUCAAACUUUUCCUCAAUCUUCUCUGGUCAUAUUCCAAGACGGUACAGGAUCUAGGGUUGAUGUUCUUUCUUUUUCAUGGUCGUGGAAAUAUAAAAGAGCUGUGGGAAGAGACCAAGGGAAUGACAAUUGACAUCAAGAAGAACAGAUUUACGAUCCAAAGCCCAGGCGGUACCUUCACUGCUUUCAAGCAUGAUAACGAUGAAGACGGUGGUUUCAAGGUAUAUUACUAUACCGGCCACCACAAAUGUGAACCCAGAGACACCCACUUCCUCAAAUCUAUGGGUAUCUACUCUCGAGCAAUGCUUCUGCGGGCCAGGAACGAGUUCAAGGAUGGUAGGAUGUUGAACGAAUACCAAUAUGAGUAUCGCGAGCCCACAAGAAAGGGUCCUAAGCUGUCCAAAGGGGUGAAUAGCAAGAUUCCUAUCCGUCGACGAUGUGUACAAGGCGAGAACCAGUCGCAAUGUGUGCAAUAUAACCGAAAAGGCUUCAUUGAGGCAGGCCUCUACAUGAAGGAUGGCAAUCUGGUUCGCUUCCAAUAUCAUUACCGCAAGAAUCCCCAAUUCGGAGACGAGCUACUCCGUGCUGAAUACGUUCUAUCUCACAUCAGCUGCACGGUUUCCUGGUGUGCACCUCCUCAUCGGCAUCCUGAAAAGGCCGACCGCUGGAUACCAUGUUCCAAAGUCACGGAAGCAACGUUUGUGCAGGGCCCGGAUGUGUAUGAAAGCCGUUGGUUCUAUGACCACAAGUUCGAGCCUACCAUUGUAACGACUCUCAAUGGCGAGAAAAUACAGACACCACCGAUGAUCGAACAUGACUAUCUCGGUGUUCUGUCAAAGCCAAAGGAUACCGGUUUUGCGCACGAAAACCCCCUUGUGUACUGCGAGAGUCUCAACUCGAACUUUCUGACGCGGACAUUAGGCCUCAGAAAGAAACGGUUUCCGGUUUCCACGUCCCAAGCCCGCUCCUUGAUCUGGCAGGCCUGGAAGGAGCGGAUGGACUUGGAUGGCGUGACUGUUCGCUGGAUGGACGAUCGGCUCCUGCGCAAAGACAAAGUGUUGGGUCCCUACUGGCGUUUGCGAGACCGCGGCAAUCUGCGCGCGGCGAAGAAGUUUGUGUCUCUUCGAGCCGACGCAAUCAUGGCCAGUGCUGACCUUGACGACAACAUCUCCGGCUGGACACCACUGGCGGUCAAGCUGAGUGACCUGGUCCAAUUUGGCUCUGGAGGCGAUGCGGUCGUGAAAACCAGAUCAAACGGCUUUGGCCCGGAUACCGAGAAGACACUGCACGUCCUCGCAAUUGACAAUGGCACCUGGCCCAACGAAGGUGGUGGUGUCUCGGCCUGUCGACGUGAUAUGAUCGACUCGUUGCGUACAAUCAAGUGGCAUAUGAUUUGCGAGUCGGCAAACGACUUUGGCAUUCCCAAGCAUCAAACAGAAGAGAAUGUGCAUUCCCUCAAGGUGGUCCCUCUUUGGGGGCUGGACUUUCUCACCCCUACCCACGGGCUAUUCAGAAACAAGCUCGACUCUGAAGUCGACGAUGUGACCUCAGCCAGUCAGCUCGAUAUUUCCAUGAACUUCAUACCCAUUCUGACCGCGUUGGUGAAGGGUGCUCGCGCGGUCCAUCUCUCCAAGGCCGAUAUCAAACAAGCGACAAGGGCUUUGGUCAAUCUGAAUACGUACUUCCAGGACUCGAGACAUUGGACGCAGGUAUGGAGCAGCGAAGUUGUCAAAGAGCGAUGGCGCGAAUUGUGGCUCGCUCAGGAUAUGCCCAACACUAUUCCAUCAUCCCAGUGGCUGGACACAGAACUUCCUACGCUGGGCACGCUUGACACUGCUAUGGAUCUAUGGUAUCGCUACCUGUUCAUCUUCUCGAUCCCUGUCCCUGAAAGAAUCCCCGCCGUGUUCCAGGCAUCACAUCAUAGUGUCAGCGCGUCUUAUGGAGUCGUAUGCAAGAUUCAGAGGGGCUGUACACUGCAGAUCUGGGAUCAUGCAAUCAGCUGGCGGGAGACCAACAUUUGUCUAUCGUCUGCCUUGUGCACACUCUCGCCAUUCGUGCGCAAUGCACUGCUCGGCUUGUUACGUAUCACGUCGGUGCUCUCGCUGCACCACGCAGAUAUCGUCUCCCCCUGCGCUGACUUCUUCAACCCUGGCUGGGAGAUUGAGAUUGGGACCUGCCAGGGGACCAUUGAGCACCGCAAUGUCUUUCGCCGAAAGGUUGACCCUGUUGUCAACGGGAUCACAGACAUGCAGAAGUUCACCCCUGUCCAGGAAAUCCAGUCGCAACGUCCCACUGCCACCAUGCUCUCGCAUGUCUGGUAUGCCAAGGACAUCAAGACAGCUCUCUUGGCUGCGGAUAUCAUCAUCAACCAGUGGAAGUUCCAUGACUAUUACCUGGACAUCUAUGGCGCACUUGACAAAGCGCCCACAUACUCCACCGAGUGUCAAGAAAUAAUUGCCUCCAAGGGCCUUCGCGGCAGGGUCACAUUGCACGGCACCGCCGACCCAAUGAAAGUCCUUGAGAACACCUGGCUCUUCCUCAAUUCUUCCCUGUCUGAGGGUCUGCCGUUGGCACUGGGCGAAGCAGCCCUGACCGGGGCGCCUGUUGUUUGCACGGAUGUCGGAGCCUCACUUCGCGUGUUAAGCGACCCAGAUGACUUCUCGCGAUUCAGCGCAGUCGUCGCACCGAACGAUGCGGAGGCUCUUGCCCGAGCUCAGAUUUCCAUGCUGGGGAUGUUGGGAGAGUGGAGCCAGUUUGCCGACGACAGCGACCCGGUGCCUGUCCUGACCUCCUCUCCCACUACCGAAGAAGUGGCUCGAAUCACUCGCCGGAUGUAUGAGAAGAGCCAGCACCGCCGGAAGCUGGGUAUGAUGACACGAACCAUUGUCCAAAAGUCCUUCAGCGGGGAUCGCUAUCUCCGUGAACACGAGCAGAUGCUCUGGAUCGGCAAGGCCCUGCAGCUCAUGGCCAGUCGCUCCACCGCCAGCGAUAGAGCAGUAGUUGAGCAGGGUACUAAUGAUUAUUCCUUCGCAAGGGAGGGAGGGGGAGGUCCCUCGACUGACUCCCGUAAUGCCAUGGGGUCAGGCCAGACAUCUGCCAUCUCUGCCGUAUCAGCUCCAUAUACCGAUGCCUCCAGCCUUCCAAUCUUCAGAGAUGGUCGUCGAGACUCCUCCACCAAAUCCUCCGGAAUAAACAGCACGCCCAUCAGCGCCAGCGGGGAUUACUAUUCUCUACGCUCACCAGACGCCCCGUUGCCGGUCUUGUUUCCUCGCGAGGUCCCCAGAUACUCCAGGGCGUCAAGCCAUCCCCAUCCAUUCAACCAGUACAGAACAAGUCGCUCACGUUCACUCUCGAUCUCUACGGCCGGUCGGAAACAGUUCCAUGGUCUUCACGACGCUUUGCAUAGACAGAACAACACCUACCCUGCUGCUUGA
Messenger RNA from Penicilliopsis zonata CBS 506.65, 8562 nucleotides. RefSeq lists its product as hypothetical. The coding region runs from base 1 to 8562 and encodes 2853 amino acids. Gene Ontology annotation, molecular function: glycosyltransferase activity. The record is from RefSeq and is a predicted model, not a curated record. Lineage: Eukaryota; Fungi; Ascomycota; Eurotiomycetes; Eurotiales; Aspergillaceae. The transcript has 3 exons.